Lycium ferocissimum is the source of this 1708-nucleotide messenger RNA. Its product is annotated as beta-amyrin 28-monooxygenase. The transcript is spliced from 3 exons. Gene Ontology annotation, biological process: sterol metabolic process. NCBI's taxonomy places the organism in Eukaryota, Viridiplantae, Streptophyta, Magnoliopsida, Solanales, Solanaceae. The record is from RefSeq and is a predicted model, not a curated record. Gene Ontology annotation, molecular function: oxidoreductase activity, acting on paired donors, with incorporation or reduction of molecular oxygen; monooxygenase activity; iron ion binding. The coding region runs from base 50 to 1492 and encodes 480 amino acids.
CACACCAAGAGCAUUUUCUCUUAGCUAAUAACACACCAAUUAAUUAGACAUGGAGUUGUUCUAUGUCUCUCUUCUUUGCCUCUUUGUUCUUUUAGUUUCCCUCUCUUUCCUCUUUCUCUUCAACAAUAAGAACAAAUCCACCUUGUCUUGUCCACUUCCUCCGGGCAAGUCCGGUUGGCCAGUCAUCGGAGAAAGCCUCGAGUUUCUCUCUAAUGGUUGGAAAGGUCAUCCGGAAAAAUUCAUCUUUAAUAGGAUUUCCAAGUACUCUUCCAAUGUCUUCAAGACUCAUCUUUUUGGUGAAAAAGUAGCUGCCUUUUGUGGUGCCUCUGGAAAUAAAUUCUUGUUUUCCAAUGAAAAUAAACUAGUCCAAGCAUGGUGGCCUAGUUCAGUGGACAAAGUUUUCCCAUCUUCAACACAAACUUCUUCAAAAGAAGAAGCUAUAAAAAUGAGAAAAAUGCUUCCUAAUUUCCUCAAGCCCGAAGCGUUGCAACGUUACAUUGGAAUCAUGGAUCAUAUCGCGCUAAGACAUUUCGAAUCGUGGGAAAAUCAAGAAGAAGUUUUAGUUUUCCCACUAGCAAAACGUUACACUUUCUGGUUGGCUUGUAGAUUAUUUGUGAGUGUGGAAGAUCCUAACCAUGUGGCUAAACUUGCUGACCCCUUUGAUGUUUUGGCUUCUGGAUUGAUUUCUAUUCCGAUAAAUUUGCCUGGCACGCCAUUUUAUCGUGCUAUUAAGGCCUCGAAUUUUAUUAGAAAAGAGCUUGUGGCAAUCAUAAAGCAAAGGAAUAUUGAUUUGGCUGAGGGGAAAGCAUCCGUGACACAAGAUAUAUUGUCACACAUGUUAAUGACAAGUGAUGAAAAUGGGAAGUUCAUGCAUGAGUUGGAUAUUGCUGAUAAGAUAUUAGGGUUGUUGAUUGGUGGCCAUGACACUGCUAGUUCUGCUUGUUCUUUUAUUGUCAAGUACCUUGCUGAGCUUCCUGAGAUAUAUGAUGGAGUUUACAAAGAGCAAAUGGAGAUUGCAAAAUCAAAGGGUCAAGGAGAAUUAUUAAAUUGGGAAGACAUUAAAAAGAUGAGAUAUUCAUGGAAUGUGGCAUGUGAAGUUUUAAGACUUGCUCCACCCCUCCAAGGUGCUUUCAGGGAAGCCCUUGCUGACUUCACCUUCAAUGGUUUCUCCAUUCCAAAAGGAUGGAAGAUAUACUGGAGUGCGAAUUCUACACACAGAAAUCCAGAAGUAUUCCCAGAGCCUUUAAAAUUUGACCCCUCAAGAUUUGAAGGAAGUGGACCUGCUCCUUAUACAUUUGUACCCUUUGGAGGUGGACCAAGAAUGUGCCCUGGAAAAGAGUAUGCACGUUUAGAAAUACUUGUUUUCAUGCACCAUCUUGUUAAAAGAUUCAGGUGGGAAAAAAUUAUUCCCGACGAGAAAAUCGUCGUUAAUCCGAUGCCAAUUCCGGCUAAGGGACUUCCGGUCAGGCUCUAUUCUCACGACAAGCCAUAAACAAGAUCGCUAAUGGCUCAUAUCAGACCAAAAAUAAUUAGUUGUGGCUAUGUUACUUUUGUUUUGUGGUUGUUUUAUUGCUUUUCUACAUAGAUGGUUCGCCUUAUGUUUAUCGGUUUUGUUUGAGGCACUUCUAAAUGUGUGACCCAUAGCUGAUGUUGGAUUCCAUAAACUGUAUAUGUAUAUCAUUUAUCUUUGAGUUGUAUUAAGGUUUAA